AUGCAUGACUUCAAACUGUUACUAAUCAAUACUUCUGUAAAUCAAAUUCUGGGGGCAUUGCUUGAAGGAUUUCUACAGCAGAGGAUGCUCCCCUCCGGAUCAGUGUUGGCCCUUCUACCAGUAGGACCAUGUCGUUACUUUGGACCGAUGACAUGUUUUGUCGCUUACAAUCUCACGGAUGCUGUGACUAUGAACGUCGCUAUCGGAUUUUUUCAUUCGAUGUAUUUUCGAUAUCGUGUGAUUGGAAAAAAACAGUUGUCCCGCAAACACGUGAAGAUCAAUCUUCUCAUUACAACAAUUCUUCCUGUUAUACUAUCGUACGACGUCAUCGGACUGACCGAGACGAGACGACGUCACCCUCUCAACGCCGUAUAUGAAACUGGAGAAGAACUGUUCUUAGGAACAUGCGACAGUAGAGGUGUUGGUGGAGUUGGCGUCCUCGUCAACACGAGUAUGGCAAAGAACAUCGACUCUUUUGAACAACUUACGACCCGAAUCGGACGUCUGCGGAUGAGAAGAUGUGGCCCAAUACCAGCUUUGACUAUCUUCGUCGUUUACGCUCCAACAUCAAGCUACGAAGAAGAAGAAGUCGAAGCUUUCUAUAUGGACCUGGAGAAGUUCUACCAAGAAGAUCAUGCCUUCUACAAGGUCAUAGUUGGCUAUUUCAACGCUAAGGUUGGCCCAAGAAGAACGCCGGAGGAACUUCACAUCGGGACCCACGGCCUACAAUGGAAUGACCAGGGAGAGAGGCUCUCCGAGUUCAUCAUGACGACUAAGACCAUCCAUGGGAACUCGCAAUUUCAGAAGCCCUCUUCUUUACGCUGGACGUGGGAGUCACCCGGUGGAGGGUACCGUAAUGAAAUAGACCACAUCAUCGUCAAUAAAAGGUUCUGCCUGACGGACGUCAGUGUUGUACCAAAGUUCUAUACGGGAUCGGACCAUCGCCUCCUCCGAGGAAGGUUUUCCUUCACAAGGAGAGCAGAGAAAGCCGCCAAGUUCAGAGAGAGAAAUCCCAGGACUACCAUCAACUGGGAUCUCUUCGCUACGCUGGCCGGCUUUUGGGAAGAUUCUGCAAUGGACAACAUCGACGAGGAAUAUGACCGGCUUGUCGAACACCUUCACGACUGCGCGAAGAAGGCUGAGAGUUUUAAAACCACCAGGAGGCGCCUGUCUCUUGAAACUCUUGAGCUGAUACGCCAGCGUGGAGCAGCACGAGCCGCAGGGAACCAAGAACUCACGUCCGAGCUCGCAAGGCUUUGCCGAGAGGCGAUAAAGGAAGACCUUAAAGGGAGAAGAGCAGAAGUGCUGGCUGAAGCUGCAGAGGCGGGGAAAAGCAUCCGCUAUGCCCGUCGAGACUUCGCCAGUCGCAAGACGAGGAUGACUGCUCUCCGGAACCCAAAGGGAACAGCCAUUGCAUCGAGAAGGGGGAUGGAGAAAAUCAUCUACGACUUCUACUCUGAUCUCUUCGACAGCCAUGUCCACUUGCCUCCUCACCAUCUGAGGGAAGAUGGACAAGUCAUUCCAGAGGUUCUCCCGUCCGAAAUACGACAUGCUAUCAUGUCGGUAAGAAAUCGUACGGCACCCGGUCCCGACAGAAUAAGACCAGAACACCUGAAGAGCCUUCCGCCAGUACUCAUCAACACCCUGGCGAGGCUCUUUACACGUUAUCUGUCGGAAUGCAAGGUUCCUAAACAGUGGAAGACCAGCAAGACCGUGUUGUUGUAUAAAAAGGGAGAUCCACAUGACAUCGGCAACUAUCGCCCAAUCUGCCUACUGUCCGUCAUCUACAAGCUCUUUACAAGAGUAAUCCUUAAUAGGAUUGAAAAAGUCUUGGAUGAAGGACAGCCAUGCGAGCAAGCAGGGUUUCGAAAAGGAUUCAGCACGAUUGACCACAUUCACACUGUUUCGAAACUCAUCGAGGUAUCACGAGAGUACAAGAUGCCGCUCUGUCUCACCUUCAUCGACUUAAAGAAGGCUUUCGACUCGGUUGAGACGGAAGCGGUCGUGGAAGCCUUGGACAACCAAGGCGUCCCUACUCAGUAUAUUAAGGUACUUCGAGAGUUGCACAGUAACUUCACGACCGGAAUUUCGCCAUUCUACAAGAACAUCAUCAUUGACGUGAAGAGGGGGGUCCGACAGGGUGAUACAAUUUCACCCAAAAUAUUCACAGCCACCCUCGAGAACGCAAUGCGAAAGUUGGAAUGGGACGACAUGGGAGUGAAGGUUGAUGGUCGGCAGCUACACCAUUUGCGCUUUGCUGAUGACAUCGUACUGGUAACACCUAGCAUCAGCCAAGCGGAACGAAUGCUGACCGAAUUCGACGAAACAUGUGGAUGCAUCGGUCUUCAGCUGAAUCUACAAAAGACGAUGUUCAUGCGGAACGGAUGGGUCUCGGAUGCCCCAUUCACGCUCAACGGAACGAACAUAUCCGAAUGCACCAGCUACGUUUAUCUGGGUCGGGAACUGAACAUGAUGAACGACCUGACCCCCGAGCUGGGCAGGAGGAGACGAGCGGCUUGGGGAGCGUACAAGAGCAUCGAGGAUGUAGUGAAGAAGACCAGGAACACCCGGCUCCGUGCUCACCUCUUCAACACCACCGUACUUCCUGCUUUGACCUAUGCUUCGGAAACCUGGGCAUUUCGCAAGCAGGAAGAAAACGCAGUGAGCGUCAUUGAACGCGCAAUUGAGAGAGUGAUGCUAGGAGUAUCCCGUUUCACGCAAGUGAGGGACGGGAUUCGAAGUUCCCUCCUACGUCAGCGAUCGAAGAUUAGAGACGCCGCCGCGUUUGCCAAGGAAAGUAAAAUAAGGUGGGCCGGACACGUGAUGCGCUUUGAUGACAACCGUUGGACCAGAGCCAUCGCUCCCUACAUUCCACCGCUUCACUUUAAUACUGUCAUGGAAAUCGCAAUUCGAGAACAUCCAGAGUAUAACUUGGAGGAAUAUGGUCGUUUUGGCGGUUUCUACCCCACAACUGAUCCAUGCUUUGUAAUAUGUUCCUUGAUUCUAUACGCUGUACCUUUUUUCUUGCCUAUUGUCAUACUGUACUGGAGGCAUCUGAUUCUAAAGGCGUUUAACAGCCAUGGCGGAGGAUUUACGGAGAAAACUCGUUCUAGUUCGAGAUUAUUGCUUAAGGCUUUGACCGCGCAAGCAUUGAUGCCGUUGCUGUGCACUGUACCAUUUGGCCUUCUCUACUUUACAGUACAAUUUACUGGACAAAAAUUUGCUCCUUUAGAAUACCUGUUCGCUGUUUUUAUCACUCUUCCGUUUGCUAUUGAUCCUGAUCCGAUCAGGCGAGACUUAGUAUCGUUAGUACUGUCAUGA
Messenger RNA from Necator americanus (New World hookworm), 3321 nucleotides. RefSeq lists its product as uncharacterized. NCBI's taxonomy places the organism in Eukaryota, Metazoa, Nematoda, Chromadorea, Rhabditida, Ancylostomatidae. The transcript has 7 exons. The record is from RefSeq and is a predicted model, not a curated record. Gene Ontology annotation, molecular function: catalytic activity. The coding region runs from base 1 to 3321 and encodes 1106 amino acids.